Physcomitrium patens is the source of this 1769-nucleotide messenger RNA. Its product is annotated as protein arginine N-methyltransferase PRMT10. NCBI's taxonomy places the organism in Eukaryota, Viridiplantae, Streptophyta, Bryopsida, Funariales, Funariaceae. Gene Ontology annotation, cellular component: nucleus. Gene Ontology annotation, molecular function: histone methyltransferase activity; protein-arginine N-methyltransferase activity. Gene Ontology annotation, biological process: peptidyl-arginine methylation, to asymmetrical-dimethyl arginine; chromatin remodeling. The record is from RefSeq and is a predicted model, not a curated record.
CAGCUUCGCUUGCACCCAGCGAGUGAUCAGCUGCUGCUCUCACUCUGUCCCCGCUCAUUGGCGAAUUGCACAAUCUCUCUUCCCCUCCCCCUCCCGUCCCGCAUACCGUUCUUCUUCUCGUUCCAGUUUGCGAGCUGUGAGGUGGAGAGUCGAGAGAGAGCCUGAAGGUGGAGUAGCAGCAGCAGCCAUGAAUGGGCAUGGCAAUGGAGGCUGCGCGGCCGCAGGAGUGCCGCGGGCUGCCUUCGGGAAGGCGGACAAAGGCGCCGACUUCGCCAAUUACUUUUGCACAUACGCCUUCUUGUACCACCAGAAGGAGAUGCUCUCCGAUCGCGUGCGCAUGGACGCCUACUACGAUUCCAUUUUCAAAAACGCCCGGCAUUUCAAGGGAAAGACUGUGUUGGACGUCGGCACUGGAAGCGGUAUAUUGGCAAUCUGGUCAGCUCAAGCUGGUGCCCGCAAGGUGUACGCCGUCGAAGCUACGGAUAUGGCUACACACGCAAGAGCUUUGGUAGCAGGAAAUAAAAUGGAGAACGUUGUUGAAGUUAUCGAGGGAUCUGUUGAGGAUAUUUCCUUACCUGAACAAGUCGACAUCAUAAUUUCGGAGUGGAUGGGCUACUUUCUCGUGCGAGAAUCUAUGUUCGAUUCUGUUAUCUACGCCAGGGACAAGUGGUUGAAGCCUACUGGCAUGAUGUAUCCUAGUCAUGCACGUAUGUGGCUUGCCCCCAUGCAAACAAAUUUGGGAGAGCGAAAGAUGCAGGAGUACCAGCAUGCCAUGGAUGAUUGGUCUCGUUUUACCCAAGAAACCCUUGAUCAGUACGGUGUUGACAUGGGCGUUCUUAAUACCCCUUAUCGAGCAGAACAACAAAAAUACUUUCUUCAGACCUCAGUGUGGAACAACCUACAUCCUAAUCAAAUUAUUGGAGAACCUGCCUUGGUUAAGGAAUUUGACUGCCUAAAAGCAACGCUUGAACACACAGCAAGUCUGCGAUCACAAUUUAGGAUACCAAUCGAUCCUGGUAAUUUGCAGAUUGCUGGAUUUGCUGGUUGGUUUGAUGUACAUUUCAGAGGCUGUGCUAGUGAUGCUGCUGAUAAUGAUGUAGAGUUGACCACUGCACCUAGCGUUUCUGAUACCACUCACUGGGGCCAGCAGGUGUUCCUGUUGCAUCCUCCCAUCAACACAAGAAAUGGCGAUGUAUUGGUGGGUGAACUGGAAGUCACACGUUCCAAACAGAAUCAUAGAUUAAUGGAUGUCAAGGUUGUACACAACUUGGAACGGCGGGACAGUCCUCCAGCUCAGCCAACCAUUUCUCAAUUCCAUAUUGAGUAAGUGAAAUAUACACUUGAAUUAGUCCUAUGUUUAUGAAUAUGGAAUCGGAUACCCAACAUUUUUACGAAUGUUAUUGCCACAGCAUGCCGUGAGUUGGGGCUCCGGUAUCAAGUUGAUUGAAUGAGGUUCUACCCUUUUGUGCAACCUCUCGCUUAUUUUUCGAUACAAGGGCGUCUGGGACAGCAUUUUCAUGGAGAACCAGAAUCUCCAUAAUUUAAAGCGUCAAAUGGAUUCAAUUUUUUUGCCCUUAUAACUUCAAGGAUUAUCGUCCCAUGGUACUUUCAAAUUAAUUCAUGCAAGUCUUUUUGAAAACUCGAUUUUUUUUUUUAAUACAAGAUAGGAUCAAACAGCCUGCGGGUCUGCGCAGAUAAACAUGCAUUGUUAUUAAUGUUCAUAAUACAUAUAUAUAUAUAUAUAUAUAUAUAUAUAUAUCUGCUAGCCA